Lotus japonicus is the source of this 222-nucleotide messenger RNA. RefSeq lists its product as uncharacterized. The coding region runs from base 1 to 222 and encodes 73 amino acids. The transcript has 2 exons. The record is from RefSeq and is a predicted model, not a curated record. NCBI's taxonomy places the organism in Eukaryota, Viridiplantae, Streptophyta, Magnoliopsida, Fabales, Fabaceae.
AUGAAUCCUUCAGAAUUUCCUUUUGAUAUCAAAGCUUACAAAAGGCCGCCUGAAAUCGAAGAGAGGUAUAUUGUCAACUGGUUCAGAGAGCAACGAAACCAAAUAAAGGAAGGAUAUACACCUCAUGUCAAGAGAAAAUAUCUCAAUAGAGAGAUGCGUGAUUCAAAGGUACAUCACGAAUUGCAAGCAGAUUUAGUCAAACACAUAUGGGCAAAGUUCUGA